Molecule: messenger RNA, 4782 nt
Organism: Monodelphis domestica (gray short-tailed opossum)
Lineage: Eukaryota; Metazoa; Chordata; Mammalia; Didelphimorphia; Didelphidae
Gene: DDAH1
Product: dimethylarginine dimethylaminohydrolase 1
Biological process (GO): arginine metabolic process; positive regulation of nitric oxide biosynthetic process
Cellular component (GO): mitochondrion
Molecular function (GO): amino acid binding; dimethylargininase activity
Source: RefSeq, a predicted model, not a curated record
AACGCUUCCUCUGGGUCCCUUCCACCUGUCCCGCUGGUCCUUUCCAUCCUGGCCCAGACUGGGUGAAGCCCCUCCCGGAGGCUGCCCUGGUACCCCGCACCCUUCCAACUCACAAUAACCCCACCCCCCCCUUUCCUUGGCUGCGGCGAAAACCGGGAGCCCUGGAAUCCGCACAGGGAAACUCCGGUGCGUGGCUCCAGCCCGGAGCACUGGGCAUGCUCAGUGAGCUCGGGCAGGUUUUUGGUCGCUAGCAGGAAGCUUUUUUUGCACCACAUUCAUCGGCUGCCAGGGGAAGGAGCCGCGGUUACGUGGUCGCCGCGGCAGCCGCUGCCCUUGUAGGGGGUGGGGGGCCGCCUGUCACCGCACGGCAUAACGCAGCGCAGCGCCGCGCCGCGCCCGGCCAGACCUUCCUAGCAGCCUUCUCCUUUCGCCUGCCCGGCCAUGGCCGCGCUCGGCCACCUCUCCACCUUCGGCCGGGUCACCCACGCUGUGGUGCGGGGACUGCCCGAGUCCCUGUGCCAGCACGCGCUCCGGAGCCACAAGGGCGACGAGGUGGAUUUUGCCCGGGCCGAGCGGGAGCACCAGCUCUACGUGGGGGUGCUCAAGAACAAACUGGGGCUGCAAGUGGUGGAGCUGCCUGCGGACGAGAGCCUGCCCGACUGCGUGUUUGUGGAGGAUGUGGCCGUGGUGUGCGAGGAGACAGCCCUCCUCACCAGACCCGGGGCGGUGAGCCGGAGGAAGGAGGUUGACAUGAUGAAAGGAGCAUUAGAAAAUCUUCAGCUCAAUAUCGUAGAGAUGACAGAUGAAAAUGCAACCUUGGAUGGUGGAGAUGUUUUAUUCACAGGCAGGGAAUUUUUUGUGGGCCUCUCCAAAAGGACAAAUCAGCGUGGAGCAGAAAUCCUGGCUGACACUUUCAAGGAUUACGCUGUUUCCACAGUCCCGGUGGCCGAUACUCUGCAUCUGAAGAGUUUCUGCAGCAUGGCUGGACCCAACCUGAUUGCCAUUGGCUCAAGUGAACCUGCACAGAAAGCUCUCAAGAUCAUGCAGCAGAUGAGUGACCAUCGCUAUGACAAGCUGACUGUGCCUGAUGAUGUGGCUGCAAACUGUGUGUAUUUAAACAUCCCCAACAAAGGGCAUGUCUUGUUGCACCGAGCCCCAGAAGAGUAUCCAGAGAGUGCCAAGGUGUUUGAAAAACUGAAGGACCACAUGCUGAUACCUGUCACCAACACAGAACUGGAAAAGGUGGAUGGACUACUCACCUGUAGUUCAAUUUUGAUUAACAAAAAGGUAGACUUGUGAGUCCACAAAAUUCCCUCCUUGUCACUGGCAAUAACGUACAUGCAAGGCAGAUGACUCUGUACCCAGUCUUGUUUUUAUUGACAAUCUACUGUGCCACGAUGCUACUAAUCUGUGUUUACAAAAGUUAAUGCUCAUUUCCAUUCAGUCUCCUCAUUAGCUUCUCCCCCUUCACCCCAGGUGGUAUUUAAACUGUGGAUUUUAUAGCUGAAUCAAUAAGUCUAGGAAAUAGAAGUCUUAACAAACUAUUCAAACUUGAUUGGAGCAAAGAAAAUUCUCAUCUUAAUGACUUACAGAAAAUCUUUUGAGAUGCCAAUAUAUUCAGAAGAAUGCCUUGGUCAGAUAAUCUCAUGUCUCUCUCUCUCUCUCUCUCUCUCUCUCUCUCUCUCUCUCUCUCUCUCUCUCUCUCUCUCUCUCGCUCUCUUGCUCUCUCGCUCUCACUCACUCAUCCCCAUAAAGCAGGACUCCUACAGAAUUCCUUUUCCCAUUUCUCCUCUUUAACAUUUCUUUAUUCUGCCCUCUAAUAAGUUUCACCUCUUUUUGGUAUCUCCAGCACUUAGGACAGUGCCUGACAUGUAGUAGACACUUAAUAUAUGUUUAUUAACUCUAAUAGAUCUAGAGUUGGAAGGGACCUCAGAGGCCAACUAGCCCAAUGCCCUCAUUUUACAGAUGAGGAAACUGAGGCCUUCUUUCUUUGGUUUUGGUUUUUGUUUUUCUUUUUGUCUUCAUGUUUUUCUUUUUCCUCUCACAGCCACCUUGACACUGACUCUGGGCCUCUGGGUAGUAAAGCUUUAGCCAAUACACCACCGUGCAAUUCCACUCUGGCCUCAAUAUGGUCUGCCUCACUAUUACAACUUCUGCCUUAAGAAAUGGGCAAAUGGGCUCUGAAGCAGAAUCACAACCAAAAUCUGAGUGGCAGCUUGGGAAAGCAUUACUAUGCAGGGAUACACCAAGACAGGGCUGGCCCCAGAGAUUCAAAUUCCAGAAGAGUUAGAGGUCCAUACCUAGGCAAGCUGCAACCUAGUCUUCUGAUGAUAACUCAAAUUCCCUGUAUGAAAAUUCAAGCAAUUGUGGCAAGCCUACGUGUUAAUGUGCUAAGUAGAAAUGAGGGGGACCAACAGGAAAUAUCUCAGAAAUACUGGACUAAUUUUGCAUCUUAUAAAUCUUUGUGAGGAUACUUACAUUUGCAUGCUCUUGCCCCAUUGUGAGGCUCCCCAAUACUCCAAUGGAUACAUGAUCUCACUGAGGUAGGUAGCUCCUUCCCCAGUGUAUAAGUCUUAACCCAUUCCUAUAAAACAUUUGUCCAUGUACUCCCAUAAAUCUACUACAGGGAGAUCCAUCUGACACUAUGGGAUUUCCUCUCAUAUGAGAAUCCAAAUCAUUCGGGGAUGUAUUUUUUAAAUAAAGAAAGGUUUCCAUUUCUUUAUUAGUUUCUUGAUUCUGUCCUUCUUGUCUCUCCCAAGAGUCUGUUCAAAAAUAAAAGUAUAUUAUUUCCCCCAAGAGAAGAAUAACACGCAAAAACAAGUGUGUAUUGUAGUGACAUAUAACUCAAAGAAAAUGGAGCAACAUAUUCCUGACAAAGGAAAUAGUUGGCCAGUCCCUACAUGGCUAACUUGUACUUGAGACCAGCUACAUACAAUAGAUGAUUCUGAUUUCCCAACUUCCAUGAAUAUUUGCAAUGGAAUUCAAUUAAAUCCUAUUUCUCCUAUAAUUCUCAAAUUACACAACCUGCAGACUGACUCAGGCGGAACAAAGGAAAAUGUCACAGUGAAGUAAGGAGCCAUUGUCUUUUCAACUCAAAAAAGUCAGCUCCUCCACAGAGGAGGGAAAUGGUACUUUCCAUAGAGUGGUGGCUGGUUUCAACAUGUUAUCAACUUCCUAGUCAUCUCCACCUCUCUUGCCCUAUUUGUGGAUUUGAGGAUAAGGAAGAUUCAGCAAACACUUGUUACAUUCUUAUGCUGUUCAGCUACUCCUUCCUUGCCAACCUACAUGCUUUUACUCAAUCAGCAAAAAAAGACACAUAGCUGUACCCUUACUCAUCCUUGUUUCUUUCACCUAUAUGGAACCACCUGCAAAUACUUUAAUUAGACUCUUGAGUGACCGACCCUCUUAGUAGGGAGUUAGAAGUACCCAACCUUGAUAAACCACCUUAGUAACAAAGUCAGGUUAACCUCCACCUGGGCCUACUUACUGGUCUUCUCUGUUUAGCCCAGAUGAUAUUUCUCCAAAUUCUCAUUACUCAACUUUUUAAUCCUUAUCAGAUCCAGACAUCUCAUCAUGUACAUCCUGUAAAUGAACCAUUUGCUGGUCAUCGUUAUAUUUCAAGCCGUCAGAGAUGAAUAAUCCCCAAUUCAAAUCAAAAUAGGGAAGUACCAAGCCAGGGACAGAAUACUGACCACAUAUUGGGAGAGGCAAGAAGGAACUGAACCCAAUGGAAAUGGUUAACCCCUUCAUGCCAAAUCUGGAAUAGGACUGAUUUUUCAGGAUUUCAUAUGAGGAGAAAAACUUAAUAAGGAAGCUUAGUUUAAAAAAAGUAACUUCUGAUUCUCCAUCCCUAUUAUCACAAUCUGAUGACCCUAUAACCCUGCCUAUUUUUGGUCAACUGGUAGACCAAUAAAAUUCUCCUCUGAACAAUCUAUUACCCAGAUUUUCAUUUUAUAUUUUUUUCUUCUCCCUCUUUCUCUCUUCCUCUCCUUAUAGCUCAAGAAAUCACUAAAAAUUGGGGCACCUCUUCCCAGAGUCUCACACUGAAUUCUUAAAUAUACUUCUAUAUCACACAUUACAUUUUACCUUUUGUGAUGCUCUCUGUGACCUGCUUUUGUGGACAUUUAAAACACACACAAAGUGUAAUAGUAUUUCUUUGAUACCAGCUACAUAUAUGCCCCACACUGAUUGAUGGUAAAUGUCUAAAGACAGAGAAACGGUAAUCAAAACUCCUUUGAUGUAAUCAAGACAGUAUUUUAUUCAAAUAAUAGAAACUUCAGACAGAAUUACUUAACCAGCAAAAUCAAAUCAAAUAAGGGGAAUACAAAGAAAUUUCUUUAUUUCUUCAGGGUUUUUCCAAUUAGGGGAGGUAACUAUAGAAACCAACAAAAACAGGUCUAUUACCAUUUGUUUUGCUCUUUUUUAGCUACUGUGAACAGAAUAUUAAGGCCAUCUCUUCACUUUAUGGGGAAAAAAGUACUUAGUAGAUGAAUAAUGUAACUUGUAUAGAGUUGCACGUAAAUCUUUAUAAUUAUUUGCCAUUUAGCCAAUCAUUGUUGUACAGCUUGCAAAUAGGAUUCCAACAUGGCGCUAGAUGUGGUCAGUCUCUCCUGCUGAUCAUGUCCUUCCAGCCAGUAUAUUGUUAGCCUUUUUUGUGUGCCAAAAUCAUAAAUGCCCUAGUCCUUUAGACCAGAGAAAUUCUGCACUGAUUUUAGUCUCUUGCAAUUCCAAUCUUCGAUGUAAACCAGUUAUUAUGGAAUAAAGUGUCCGUUGUGCUGCAAA